AUGACAUGGCUAUCAAUGUUCUCCGAAGAUGAGUUAAGGGAAAUGAGAGGGGAUCAUAGGUUAUUGCAAAACGGAGAACCCACGGACUAUGGUAAUGAAAUGGAAAGAUGGGCUAAAUUAGCGUUUUGUAAACUUUGGGAAAACGAAAAUGGUGUGCCAGGCCUUCAAGAAGGUUUAAAUAAAGGCACCGUGUUUGUCAAAGAUCCUGAAAAUGAAUACAAAAAAAUAGGUGAUUUAAAUUUUAUAUUAUUCAGUCCAGAUGCAAUACUACAAACAGAAAAUGGAGAAGUUGUUUUAAUUAAGUGUCACGUAGAAUCAAUAAGAUCCUUUAUUAAUGAUGUAGACGACAAAAACAAUUAUUUUAGUUUUUUGGUGGAACACAGAGACCAAGUAUUAUCGUACAUGGAAUUUAAAGACAUUAAUUACGGAAUAUUUUAUUUGGAUGACAUUCUGGGGAGUAUACUUUUUACAAGAGAAGAUGGGGAAAGAUUGUUGCAAAUACUAAAGAAACUAUUAAGAAGCGUAUGUAAAGGCCGGCCGUUGGGAAACAAAGAAGCGUUUUUUGAACUUUGGAAAAGCGAAAGGGGUGUACUAGGCCUUCCAAUAGGUUUUGACAAAGGCACUGUGUUAGAAGAAGAAGCUAAAUAUGAAAUAUCAUUUAGGCCAGACGCAAUACUUGAAACAGAAGGAGAAAAAGUCGUUUUGGAAAUUAAAUGUUCCCUAAGUGAAAGAAAUGCUUGUAUUAAUGAAAACAACGAAUUGACUGGUUAUUAUUGGGAGAAACAUAAAGAUCAAUUAUUAAUGUACAUGAAAUUUAAAAACAUUAAAUACGGAAUAUUGUUUGCCUUUUUUGUAAGUGAUAUUGAACAAGAUAAAAAACCAAGAGUUAAACUUUUUAAAAUGGAUGAUGAGAAAGAACGUUUAGAAGAGUUAGAUGACCUAUUAUUAAGGAGUUUGACAAAGGAACUUCCCAGUUCUUUAACAAAGUUUUUAAACUUUAUGUACCCACAAAACUAA
Brassicogethes aeneus is the source of this 1017-nucleotide messenger RNA. Lineage: Eukaryota; Metazoa; Arthropoda; Insecta; Coleoptera; Nitidulidae. The record is from the annotation of a GenBank genome assembly.